GUACUGUGUCACAUUUCCAUGGGGACUGUACAAGAUCCACUGAGAUCUACUAAGCUUUCAUUAGUUACAACUGAAGAAUCUCCUAAACACCAGUGCAAGCAAGCAAGCAUAGAAAGCAACAGUAAUGGAUAUCCUUUUACUACCAAGGACCAGCCUUUUGAAGGAUGCUUGUUUGAGGUGAAUUCUGACAGAGACACCAGUGUUCCAAAGAGUGAGUGGCAUUGUGAAUAUGACACCAAGCAUCCAAACAUGCUUUCUCCUGGGUCCUUCAGUUCUUCCAAAGAAGGCAACAUGGCGGCUCCAGAACCAGUAAGUUAUGCUAAGCAGGAAGGCUCCAGAGCCAAGAUCCAAGCCCCAGCACCUGAAGACCACACUUCAGGGCAUAGUGAAGUUAAAGUGUCUCUUAUUCAGGAAGGUAACAGAAAUAUUCCAAGUGGUAAUGGACAAUCAUAUAAUACAACUGAUAAAGCAACCACACUGCCUGGAGGAGACCUUGAUGGUGUGGAGAGCAAAUCCAAUGAUUAUUCUAUUCCUCCUUCCCCUCCUAAAUAUUCUGAUAGCCAGCAAGCAGCUCCUGCAGGGAAGGGACACAUGUGUGAAAUUAUUGUCUCUGAAAACAAUCAAGUCUUGGUUUCAAAAGAUGAGUUGGAUCUCAAUCUGAAAGCCCCUGCUUGUGUGGAAACAGAAUUGGGGAGUACAAGGAUAGGACUUUUUUGUCCUAAGACGGAGCCACAGACUACAUCUGAAUGCAACCUUAAGAGCACUCCAGAGACAUCAUGUAGUGAUGAGCCUGCAGAAAAGGUGGUUCCAAACUUGCCCAAAUUCAAAGACACGGGUACAAUGACAGCAAAGCCUGAGAACAGAGCUGUAGAUGCAGAGACAAUAAGCAGGACUCAUCAAGAUGCUGAGGUUCAAGCUGUAGCUAGUAUGGAAAGCAAGUCAUCUUCUACUAGCCCAAGUAUCUUGACUGCGUUCUUAAGAGAGAACAUGUCUCCUGAAGCAAAACAGGACCAAGAUCAGUUGCACAUUAUUUAUAUGGGAGCUAGAGGGAAAGAGCAAUCUGAAAUAAUUGGUGACUUUGCAGCAACUGUCCAAACACCUUCGUCUAUUGGCAUCGUGCACAAGGCACAUGUUCAAAUACCAGCUACAAUAGAAAGGCCUCUGGGAAGUCCUACUGUCAGACUUCAGAAGAAUCUCACAAACGUGUGUGACCCAAUCUGCUCAGCUUCGCUGGAUAAGGCAGAAGAGAUGUGUUCAGUGGCACCUGAGAAUUCUCAAGAAACUUUGGCCAAGAGGACAGAAGUGCAAAUGACAGACAUGGCUAAAAAUUGUGGCAAUGUUCCACAGCAAUUGCCAGACAGUUCAGUUUUGCAGAAAACAAGACCCAUUUCCCAAAUUAGUGUCAGUCCUAGUAAUGAGCCCGUGUCUAUCCAGCACCCUGCGAACUUUGAAACUAAACUACCUCCAUGUUCUUCAAUCCCAGCCAUUGACAGUAAAUACCAACACUCUGAUUCUUCUUUGUGUCACAGAACAUCUGAACAAGCCAAGGCUAUAGUUACCAGUAUGAAUACUGAGAGGACUCAUCAGGAGAAACAGCUGCAGAUCAAGACUGUUGAUAACCUUGAGACAACUCUGCCUAGUUUCCCCAUUGCUGUAAAUUCAAAGAGAGAACGAAAGGGUCAUAUCAUAUCUGAAGAACAAAAGAUGAAUACGACAGGAUCUGUUACUGGUUCUCAAACAAUGAGUGCUCCAGUUGUAGCAGAAAACAAGCAGGAUAUGGUUCCUGGGGAUACCAGGGCUGAAACUUUAGUCAGUCACAAUCCAGCUUCUAAGCUGAGUAGAAGUUUUGCCACCACUAUAGGAAUCCAGAAUGAUGAAAUCCAGAAGGGUCCAGUGCUUGAUGUACCAGCUCCUCGAACAUCUUCAAGUCCUAUACCACGUUUUGGUGAAAAGAAGAAAGGAUUCAAGGCUAUCGCUGCUGAGGCGAAAGUGCAUCUGAAGCAAUCCAAACGUAUCAGGGAUGUCGUGUGGGAUGAACAGGGCAUGACCUGGGAGGUUUAUGGAGCAUCUCUAGAUCCAGAAUCUUUGGGAAUUGCUAUCCAGAACCACUUGCAGAGGCAGAUCAGAGAGCACGAAAAACUCAUUAAGUCUCAAAGCUCCCUAACCCGUAAAUCAAUUUCUUCAGAUACGUCUUCAAAUAAAAAACUGAAAGGGAGGCAUCACAAUGUUUUUCAUUCCAUGCUACAGAAUUUUCGACGCCCAAAUUGCUGCGUUCGUCCUGCUGCUUCUUCUGUGUUGGACUGA
Molecule: messenger RNA, 2304 nt
Organism: Protobothrops mucrosquamatus (brown spotted pit viper)
Lineage: Eukaryota; Metazoa; Chordata; Lepidosauria; Squamata; Viperidae
Gene: GPRIN3
Product: GPRIN family member 3
Exons: 1
Coding region: 19-2304 (761 amino acids)
Biological process (GO): neuron projection development
Cellular component (GO): plasma membrane
Source: RefSeq, a predicted model, not a curated record